This is a messenger RNA of Lethenteron reissneri (Far Eastern brook lamprey), 1326 nucleotides long. RefSeq names its product family with sequence similarity 81 member B (gene FAM81B). The record is from RefSeq and is a predicted model, not a curated record. NCBI's taxonomy places the organism in Eukaryota, Metazoa, Chordata, Hyperoartia, Petromyzontiformes, Petromyzontidae.
ACAAACCCCGCGCCUCGACCGGGAGCCGCCUGCGUCGUGGGCGAACGGAGCAGCUGGCGCCAGCGUGGCGAGGUCUUUCCGAGCAAAAUGACGGAAUUCAGCCACAGAUUCCCCGUCAUCCCCGUUGCCGACAGGUCACGGCCGUCGUCCGGCCAGCAGGGGCCGUCGAGACGCGAGCAGCGUUCUCCACAGCCGCCCCACUCCUCGUCGCGCCUGCCCGCCCUGCCGAUGGCGCUGGUGGCGCCGGUGGGGCGCGUCGAGGUGCUGGAGGGGCGCGUGGCGCAGCAGGAGAAGACGCUGGGCGCCCUGCUGGAGCAGGCGCUGCGCAUCCGGGACGAGGUGGCGCUGAGCCUGCGCACCGGGGGGCCCUGGGCCCCGGGACAGGCGGCGGCGGCGUCGUCGGGCGCCGGCUGGGAGCGGGAGAGGGAGGCGCGGCGCAUGUUGGAAGAACACAUCCGCAGCAUCGCGCUCAUCGUCCACCGGCUGGGACGUGAAGUGGAGGUGCUGGAGGCGGAGGUGCGCAUGCGCGACUCGACGGCGCUGGGCACGAGCAGCGCCGUGAAGACGCUCGAGAUGCACCACGUGACCGGCGUGGGCGACCUGCGUGGCCGGGUCGCCAGGUGCGACGCGAGCAUCGCGCGCCUCGCGGGGGAAUCGCGCACGCUGCAGGACUCGCUGGGGGGCAUCACGCGCGAACUCACGGCCGCGCGUGCCGCGCUCGACCUCAAGCUGCACGAGGUGGAGGCGCAGGUGGGGCAGGUGCUGGCGCGGCUGGAGAAGGAGAGUGCGGAGCACGAGGCCCGGCUCAGGCUCCUGCAGGGAGAGUGCGGACACCAGGUGGAGAUGCUCGACUCCAGGGUGAAGGCCGGGAUGGAGGACCUGCGAGCGGCGCUGAACGUGGCGGAGCACGACGGAGAGCACGAGCGGCAGCGCGUGGAGCACGACGUCGCCCGGCAGCUGCAGCAGCUGGCGGGCGCCGUCCGCGAGCGGCCGGAGCAGGUGGAGCGUCGGCUGCAGCUGCAGCUCCAGCAGGUGGUGUCCCGGCUGGAGCGGCUGGAGGAGUGGCGCGCGGGCGCGGAGCGCGAGUCGGCGCAAGCCGCGCAGAGCGCCGAGCGGCUGGCGGCGCGCGUCACGCGCCACGACAAGCGCCGGCACGACGAGGUCGCCGCCCUGCGUGCAGAGUACCAGGCCGGUUUCUCCGCGGUGCACGACAGCAUGAGUUCCCUGCGCGCCGUGCACGACGCUCGCUCGCGGCUUGAACACGAGUCCGUGGCGCGGGAGGUGCGGCGCAUCCGCCGCAUGGUGGACGAGUGACCGACGCGGGGG